Paramisgurnus dabryanus is the source of this 6492-nucleotide messenger RNA. It is a transcript of the gene myo5c, whose product is annotated as myosin VC. Gene Ontology annotation, biological process: actin filament organization. Gene Ontology annotation, cellular component: actin cytoskeleton; membrane; myosin complex. Gene Ontology annotation, molecular function: ATP binding; microfilament motor activity; actin filament binding. Lineage: Eukaryota; Metazoa; Chordata; Actinopteri; Cypriniformes; Cobitidae. The record is from RefSeq and is a predicted model, not a curated record.
CACAGUGAGAACUGGGAAGCAGUCAAGGUCCACAUAUAUUACGGAUCGCACUAUUGCGAAGGAAAAAAGAUUUAUAAUGCUUCAAUAAUAUUCAUGAAAUUAAAGCAAAUUGGUACUUUAUAAUAAUUUGUUUUCUUGUCAGAUAUACGGUAAUAUAUUUUUAUUUCGCGCAUUGAAUGCUAAGAUUAUGAUAAUAAUCAAGCGCUCGCCAUAGUAGGAUUCAUAGUUUCUCAAGCGGUCACAGGUGCGCGGAACUUCCCACACAAGCUCCCACAGGGAUCCCCCGACGUGUAACAGGUGCCAUGACCAAAAGGUUAGCAGAAUGAGUGUUAUUAUCAUUUGGCAAAUGUCAUGAGACGGUUGCAAACAUGAAGAAAGUCUGUGUGUGAAUGAAGCGACGGAACUGUUGCCAUGGCUUUGUCGGAGUUGUACACAAAGUUUAACAGGGUAUGGAUCCCUGACACUGAACAUGUGUGGAAGUCUGCGGAAAUUCUCAAAGAUUUCCAACCUGGAGACAAAGAACUGGAAAUACAGCUGGAGGAUGGGACGGAGUUGCAGUAUCCUUUGGAAGGGGGUGAGAAGUUGCCACCCCUCCGUAACCCAGACAUUUUGGUUGGGGAGAAUGACCUCACGGCUCUCAGCUAUCUCCACGAACCGGCCGUGCUACACAACCUCAAAAUCCGAUUUGUCGAGUCCAAAAUCAUCUAUACAUAUUGUGGAAUUAUUCUGGUGGCAGUCAAUCCAUACAAACAGCUCCCCAUCUAUGGAGAUGCAGUCAUCCAUGCAUACUCAGGCCAAAAUAUGGGCGACCUGGACCCUCAUAUAUUUGCAGUGGCAGAGGAGGCUUAUAAACAAAUGGCCAGGAAUAAUAAGAAUCAGUCCAUCAUUGUGAGUGGCGAGUCAGGGGCUGGAAAGACCGUAUCUGCUCGGUAUGCAAUGCGAUAUUUUGCGAUGGUGAGCAAAUCUAGCAGCAAUACUCGAGUGGAGGACAGAGUUUUGGCAUCCAACCCGAUUACUGAGGCCAUUGGUAAUGCAAAAACCACCAGAAAUGAUAACAGCAGCCGGUUUGGAAAAUACACAGAGAUCAGCUUCGACAGAAAAUACCAAAUCAUUGGUGCUAAUAUGAGGACAUAUCUGCUGGAAAAGUCAAGAGUCGUGUUUCAGUCAGAGAACGAGAGGAAUUAUCACAUCUUCUAUCAAAUGUGUGCCUGCGCAAAUCAACCAGAGUUUAAAAGCUUGAAACUAUUGAGUGCAGACGAGUUUAACUACACUUGCAUGGGUGGUGAGAUGGAGAUUGAGGGUGUGGACGACCGAGUCGACAUGGCAGAAACACGCAGAACCUUCAACUUGUUGGGUCUUAAUGAGAAUUUUCAGAUGGAUGUCUUUAAGGUUCUUGCUGGAAUUCUGCAUUUAGGAAACACGGUCAUCAAAGCUCAAAACACGGAAAAAUCAACCAUCAAUUCAAGUGACCCUCACCUGGAGGUGUUCUGUGACCUGAUGGGCGUCAACAUGGAUGACAUGUGUCGCUGGUUAUGUCAUCGGCGUAUCGUCCUAUCGGCAGAGACUGUGGUUAAACCACAACCCAAGGAGCGGGCCGUCAAUGCACGUGAUGCCCUGGCGAAACACAUCUACGCUCUCCUUUUCGACUGGGUCAUCCACAAAAUCAACAAGGCACUGAAGGUCCCUGGGAAACAACAUUCAUUUAUUGGGGUGUUGGAUAUUUAUGGAUUUGAGACAUUUGACGUUAACAGUUUCGAGCAGUUCUGCAUCAACUACGCCAAUGAGAAGCUACAACAGCAGUUUAACUUGCAUGUGUUUAAACUGGAGCAGGAGGAAUACAUGAAAGAGGACAUUCCCUGGACGCUUAUCGAUUUCUAUGACAACCAGCCUGUCAUUGAUCUCAUCGAGGCUAAGAUGGGAAUUCUGGACCUUCUGGAUGAGGAGUGUUUGUUCCCUCAAGGAACCGAUAAGAAUUGGCUGCAAAAAUUAUAUAAUUUUCUAGGCUCAAAAGCGCUCUUCGAGAAACCACGUAUGUCUACUGACUCUUUUUUGAUCCAGCAUUUUGCAGACAAGGUUGAAUAUCAGUGUAAAGGUUUUUUGGAGAAGAACAGAGACACUCUUUAUGAAGAGCUGGUCAGCCUCAUGCGCUCUAGUCAGUUUGCUCUCGUAGCUGAAUUCUUUCAAGAGGAAGAAGAACCAAACUCUGGCCGCAAAAACAUAAAAGUAACACCGGCACAACCCAGAGCCAAAGGUGUAAACAAACAGCUGAGGUCCACAGUAGGAGAAAAGUUUCGAAGUUCCUUGUACCUCUUAAUGGAGACGCUGAACGCAACCACACCCCAUUAUGUGCGCUGCAUAAAACCAAAUGAAGAGAAACUCCCAUUUGAGUAUGAUUCGAAGCGUGUGGUACAACAGCUGAGGGCCUGUGGAGUUUUGGAGACCAUUCGCAUCAGCGCCCAAAGUUACCCAUCGAGGUGGACAUACAUCGAGUUUUACAGCCGUUACAGUAUUUUGAUGAGUCAGUCGGAGCUGAAGUCAGAAGAGAAAAAACAGACGUGCAGGAUGGUCCUACAGAGACUCAUUCCUGAUUCAAACCAGUACAAGUUUGGUCGGACCAAGAUCUUCUUCCGGGCGGGACAGGUGGCGUAUCUGGAGAAGCUGCGUUUGGAUCAUCUUCGUGCGGCAUGCGUGACCAUCCAAAAGCACGCGAGGGGCUGGAGGCAAAGACGACGGUUCCUGCACAUGAGAGAAGCAGCCAUUACCAUCCAACAGUACAUCAGGGGCAAGAAGAAGAUCAGGCAAACCGUGACGGCUUUAGCACUGAAGCAGGGCUGGGCCGCUUUGGUAAUUCAGAGGCACUGUCGCGGGUAUCUGGUAAGGAGGGUUUACCAGCUUGUCCGGAUCGCUACAAUCACCAUACAGGCCUUUACCAGAGGAUGGAGGGCUCGCAAGCAUUACAAAAAGAUGGUGGCAGAACACAAGGCUUUGGUUCUGCAGAAAUACGCUCGGGCCUGGCUGGUCCGCCGGAGGUUUCAGACCAUGCGCAGGCUGGUGAUCAACGUUCAGCUUUCGUAUAGAGUCCAACAGCUUCGCAAGAAAGUUGAAGAACAGAAUAAAGAGAAUCGGAGCCUCAUGGAAAGAGUCACAAGUUUGUCUAAUGCACGUGCUCAGGGAAUGGAAAAGGUUCAAGCUUUGGAGGCGGAGCUAAACAAACUAACCAAUGAGAGGACGGCUUUAGAGGAAAAGGAGAGGAAAAACACAGAAGAGGCCAAACAGGCAGUCGCUCUGCUUCAGAAUGAAAAAAAGAAACUUAUCCAGGCGAAUAAAGCUUUGGAGCAGAGCCUAAAGGACACAACCCAGCAGAUGAGAGAUAACUUUGAGAACAUGAAAACAAAACUGAUGGAAGAUUUGGAGAGGGAAGAGAGACUUAGAAAGGUGGCAGAGCACAACAGUGAACUCCAGAAAGAAGAUUCAGAGAAAGAGAUUGAGGCUCUUCAGGAGGAGAACCGCAGACUGAGAGAGGAAAGAGUCCGACUACAGGCGCAGCUGCAAGAAGAUCAACGCAUCAAUGCAGAAAUGCAGAAACAACUACAGCAGCUCACAAAACACGUCAAGGUCAUACCAGAUUUACGGAAGGAAAUUAACAGCCUGCAGAUGCAGAGAGAUGAAGCUGACAAAACCGUGAAAGCUCAAAGUCAACAAGCCCGAGCUAAGAUAAGUGUGAUUACGAGGCAGCUGCUGGGUGAAGCUAAAGAGGAAGAGCUCAUUCGCAGGCUGCAUGAGGAAGUCUCAAAUAAUAACGAUGAAGUUGAUCUUCUCUCUGCUUUCGAUGAAAUGGAGAAAGCUGCUAAUUUUUCUCUCAGAGUGAUGGAGAACCAGCUGCGGGAGCAGAAGGACGCUUACGAGAGUCGAGUGGAAACGCUGGUGUAUAAAAACGAACAUUUAAACAAAGAAAACAAACAACUUCAAGCUUUCUUUCAGGAGAAGAGCGACAUUAACAACAGCAUCGCACAAGAAGUGACCCGUCUUACUUCAGAGAACAUGGUGAUUCCUGAACUAAAGCAGCAGGUGUCAGAACUGACCCGUAACAAACACGAGCUGGAGACUCAGUUACAAGAUCAGAAUAUUGAGAUGACCGAGAAAAUAAACAAGUUAUCAAUAGAUCUUCAGCUGGCGUUUGAAAAGGAGGGAUUACAGAGACGGAACUUGGAGAAGAGGAUUCUGGAGAUGGAGAGAAGUAGAGAUGAGAUGGAAAGGCAGAUGGUUGAUCUUCGGGAGGAGAAUCAGCAGCUACAGAAAGUUCAGCAGUCAGAGAGCGAAGCCAAGAACAAACUCAGGCAGGAGACAACACAUCUCACAGCUGAAAACAUGGACUUUGAGGAGCAACUAGACAUGAAGGACAGGCUGAUAAAGAGACUGCAAGACCAAAUCAAAGCUCUUCAGACAACUGAGACAGCCAAUCAGAGAGCACCGCCAGCAGUGCCCAAGGAAUACCUGGGAAUGUUGGAAUACAAGAAAGAAGACGAAGGCAGGCUGAUCCAGACGCUCAUACUGGGUCUGAGACCACGUAGUGUUGGCGUGUGUUUGAUCCCUGGUCUGGCUGCUCAUCUUCUCUUCAUGUGUGUGAGACACGCUGACUAUCUGAACGACGAAAACAAACUCAAAUCUCUCAUGCACAACGUCAUCUUCUCGAUCAAAGAGGUUGUUAUGGAGAAUCAAGAGAAUUUUGAAGUUUUGUCCUUCUGGCUGUCUAACACGCAUCGCUUCCUCAACUGCCUCAAACAGUACAGUGGAGAAGAGGAGUUUAAGAAGCAAAACACCCCCCGUCAGAAUAAAAACUGCCUGAAGAACUUUGACCUUUCACAGCACAGACAGAUCCUUAGUGACCUCGCCAUCAACAUUUACCAUCAGUUCAUCAAUUUAAUGGAGGAUGGGCUUUAUCCCAUGAUUAUCCCUGGGAUGUUGGAGCACGAGAGUCUUCAAGGCAUCUCCAGCAUGAAGCCCACCGGCUUCCGCAAGCGCUCCAGCAGCGUGUACGAGGAAGGGGAGGACCACACCCGUGGCCAGUCCUACACCAUGACGUCUAUUCUCCAGCAGCUGUCCGUGUUUCACGCGUGCAUGGAGAAGCAGGUCAUGGAGCCGCAGCUGCAGGGUCAGGUGAUCAGACAGCUCUUCUACCUGAUCGGAUCCACAUCAGUCAACAGCAUCCUGCUUAGGAAAGACCUGUGCUCCUGCCGCAAGGGCAUGCAGAUCAGGUGUAACAUCAGUUACCUGGAGGAGUGGCUGCGAGAGAAGGGUCUGCCGGCCGCCUGCACCAUGGAAAUGUUGGGGCCGCUGUCUCAGGUGGCUUGGCUUCUUCAGGUUAACAAAACCACAGAUGAAGAUGCUGCUGAGAUUAAACAGAGAUGCUCUGAGCUCUCACCUGUGCAGAUUGUAAAAAUCCUGAACUCGUACACACCUAUUGAUGAUUUCGAAAAGCGAGUCACUCCAUCUUUUGUCCGCAAGGUGCAGGCAUUACUGCACGAGCGUGAUGGGUCGUCCCAGCUGAUGAUGGACGCACAGUAUCGUUUCCAGGUCACGUUUCCCUUCUGCUUCUCCCCACAAGCCCUGGAACUCCUUCAGGUGCCCAGCAGCCUCCAUUUGGACUUUGUCACUCGCAUAUGAACCCUAGGAUCAAAAGUUACUCAGGAUAUUAGUAACGACGAGUGUUUUUUGUAAACUUUGAUGGUUUGUUAGUAUUAACAUUUUCUGCACUCUCAGAAAAAAAGCCGUCACUGGGGCGGUCACCAUGAAGAUCCUAAUAAGUACCAUUUAGGUACCUGUGUGGUAUCACUAAUACUUAUAUUAAUAAUAACUUUUUAGGUACUUUUUGAAAGGGUAUCACACCAGUGACCGCUUUUGCACCUUUUAUUCUGAGUGUGUACAUUUAAUUAUAAUAAUUUUACACUACUUUGUAUAUUUUAAGAUUUAUUUAUGAAAAAUAAUUAAAUGUACCCUAUUUAAUAUUUUAAGAUGUAUUCUGUUUAGAUUCUUGUAAUUUUUUAUUCCAAAGUGCUGCGAACUAAGUGCUCUUUGCUUAAAAAAUUGCCACAUUUUAUUUUGUGCCACUAUACUUACUCGUGUAACUACUCAUGUAACAGUAUUUAAAUAGGGAAAACGUGGAAGUGUUUGGUGGCUUCUUAAUUCAUCCCUGUUUGGAUCCUAAGGAAUGAAUGGGGCUAGGCUAAAUGCUAACACAUUCACAACGCUCUGUACAAAGAUAAAUUUUUAUGCAUUGAAAAAAGAUAGGUAUGUAUUAAUUUGUCUAAGUUGAGGUAAGAACAUAGUAAAAUAUUGAAAAACUGUGGUGUUUUCCUUUAGCCUUUUCACAUUUCAAUGACCCAAAUCAACCUCACACAGUUCAGUUCGGUUUUGUAAUUUCUGCAUAAGUGUUGUCAUCUAUUGCAUUUUUUAUAAAUCAGAAAUGAAUCAAUAAACACAACUGCCUGCUGA